Messenger RNA from Phyllopteryx taeniolatus (common seadragon), 8622 nucleotides. RefSeq names its product fibronectin-like. The record is from RefSeq and is a predicted model, not a curated record. Lineage: Eukaryota; Metazoa; Chordata; Actinopteri; Syngnathiformes; Syngnathidae. Gene Ontology annotation, molecular function: protein binding. Bases 514 to 8526 code for a protein of 2670 amino acids. The transcript is spliced from 34 exons.
AUUGUUACAUUUGGACUACUAGCUCUUUCCCAGCCAUACUGUGCGUACUAAUUGUUCCUAGCUAUGUUGUGACUACUAGCUGUUUUUCGCUAAAGAUAAGUUGAGUGCAGCUGGACAAAGAUAAGUUUUUUUUGUUUUCUUUCUCUGUCUCUCUCACUUCGAUAUAACAAAGGGGAUUUUUGUCUGGGCUUCAGUAAGGGGUGACAACUUGUAAGACUUGUACCUUUUUCUCUCUUGGCAAAGACUUUUCUUUCUUUUUGUAAUAAAACCCCACAAAGACAUGAUUGCUUCCUCACUUUUUCUAUUAGAAAAAGAUUUGCCAAAACAUUGCAUUCCGCCCAUCCUGCUGUGUUCUAAGGGGAGCUUUGCCAGCCCGAGGCUGUUGGUGGGUCAGCCUGUUCCCAUUCAGGGAAUACUGAUUGGCUCCCAAAGACACUAGGUUCAACCUCAACCUCCAAUCCAGACUCUCUUUGGUAUUUGACUCCCUAGAACACUAAACUAAUCCUCCACUCAAUGUCAAAGAUGGGAUGGUUGGGAGCCAUUGGAUUUUGUUUUGCAUUACUAACUCUAACACAGAUAUCUUAUAAUGCAGAUGGGUGCCAAAUCUUAACAGCAGCACCUUCCGGUCCUUCAUCUAUUCUCGUCAAAUGGAAGCAAUAUACUGGGGCAACAAACUAUUUUUUGGACCUUCGGGUGAAAAACAUUAGAAAUAUUGCACCUGUGGUGGUGACUCUUCCAGCCACCCAGACAGAAAAAAUUGUCCGAGGGCUGCAACCUGGAACUAACUAUAGUGUGACACUGAAAGUCUUUCAGUUCUACUUUGUAGUGUGUGUAGACAGGAGUGAAGCAUCGACAGUCCCUGACACCUCACAGAUCAUAGAUGGUAAAGCACUGUCAAGUACUUCAAUUGUGGUAAAAUGGUCUGAGGUUCCGUCCGCGGAGCAAUACCUCCUGCAGGUGAGAUCUGAGGACAAAAGCCAAAUCUUCAACCUGACCAUCACUGAGCUUUCAACCGUGCUGGGGAACUUGACCCCUUCCACCAACUACGACUGCUUCGUCUACACUAUAAACCAUGCAGGAAUGGGCAGCAGAAGCAAAGUGAGGACCGUCACCACAUUGACGCAGCCUCCUGUGGGCGUCACGGUGACACAAACAGGCCGCGAAACAGCGAGGGUGAUGUGGCUGCCAGUAGAGGAUGUUCUGUUGUACCACGUAGAGGUCCAGAACAUUGAUGAACCCAACAAUGAACCAACUGUGUACAACGUUUCCGACACCAGCGUGGAUCUGGAUACCAUCCUGCCAUGUUCCACGUAUACAAUAUCAGUAUCCUCAUUCAGCUGGUUCCUGAUGCCGAGCGAGCCCACGCUCUACACAUACACUACUAACAAGUUGACUCCAGUUUCUGCAGUAUCAGUGGACUACAGCUGCGCCUCUCAGUCUGCCAUGGUGCGCUGGACGGCAGUCUUUGGAGCAGACUCUUACAAAGCCACAGCGAUGGGCCAGGAUGGCACACUGCUGACAUGUACCAGCCAGGGCACAAAGUGUCACAUCAGUGGACUGAGCUGUGGCCAGACUUUCAUGGUACACGUCACACCCAUGUCUGAAAACUGUAAGAACAUGAUCAACACCACCUGGGCUACCUUUCAGACUGUUCCCUGUCCUCCCAAGAACCUGGAGUUGUUGCGACAUUGUUCCAGUGAAGUUAUAAUCUUUUCCUGGGAACAUACAAACAAGACAGACCAUUACAUGGCCAGAGGAGUCGACUCUAAGGGAGUGGUUCAAGAAUGCCUUACAGUGGACAACUCAUGUUAUUUCACAAAUACUAUGUGUGGGAGACAGUACUACUUCACAGUCUACUCAACUUCAGGAGAGUGCAAGAGCCAGACAAGCUCAACAGUUGAUAUUCGCACAGCACCCUGCAUACCCCAAAAUCUGCAAACCUCGGCCGACUGCAACUCAAACCUUCUGGUCAGCAAGUGGGACCUGGCUGAGGGUGCAUUGCGUUACACAGUGGAGGCUUAUGGCAAUAAGGGACACAGCCAUUACAACUGCAGCACACAUUCCGACAGCUGUGUAAUAGAGAGUAUCCCCUGUGGAGAGUACUUGACCAUCUUUAUCACGGCUUUUGAUGAUGAAUGCGCUAGCCCGAGGAGGCUGGGACCUGUUGCUGAGACAGUCCCAUGCACACCUCAUAAUGUGACAGCAGUCAACGAAUGUGGUGCAGACUCCAUCACAGUGACCUGGGCAGUGUCAGGCAGUACUCUUUUCUAUGAUGCCAUGGCGAUGGAUAGCAGCGGCAUCGUUCACAGCUGUAACACAAUGGAUUUAACUUGUACGAUUGCUGGCUUGAAGUGCAGCACCAGUUAUACUACAUACGUCAUUGGCUCCAACUUCAAGUGCAACAGCACGCAGAGCGAGGCGGUCACCACAGAGACAGCGGCUUGCCCCCCAAGUAAUGUCACUGCCUCUUUGAAUUGUGAAGCCAAUGAGGCUCUCAUCUCCUGGCAUGGCCAGCCCGAAAUUAACUCUUACACCGUCACCAUAGUGGAUAAAUAUGACAGACUUCUGAGCUGCAGCUCAACUGAAACCACCUGCGGGGUACCAACCCUGAAAUGUGGUCAACUCUACACUGUCACCGUCUUCCACCAUGACAGCAUCUGCCCAAGCAUGCCUUCUCAACCCAUCUACAUGGAAUCUGCACCAUGUGUGCCCACCAAUGUGGUGGCUAGGACAAACUGUGGCCAGAGUUAUGUUGAGGUGUCGUGGCAAGCAAGUCGUGGUGCUCUGCACUACGAUGCGGCUGCAACACCCCGAGAUGGCCAUCAGCUGUCGUGUGCUUCCAAUGAAACGAGCUGCAGGAUGGAGGGUCUGAUGUGUAGUCAGGUUUGCCACAUUGUGGUGUCUGCUGGCAACAACAACUGCUUUAGCAAUGAGAGCGCCAAGGUGCUGGUGCUAACAGCACCGUGCCCCCCUUCCCAGCUGAACGUUUCAGUCAAUUGUACCAGCAACAUUGCCACUUUAAGCUGGAACAGCAGCCCUAAUGCAGUGUCCUACACCAGCAAGGCCGUGAGCGCAGAUGGACACACUGUGACUUGUGCAGCAGCGACAAACCUUGUUUGUCAUUUAGAAUAUUUGCACUGUGGCAAGGAGUACAGCUUCACUGUGUCAGCCACAAAUGGCGACUGCCAAAGUCCUGAGAGCAAGCCGGUCAUCCAUGAAACUGCCCCAUGCAUUGUGCAGAAUGUUGUCAAGGCCUUGAACUGCAGCACCAACAUGCUGACCAUCAGCUGGGUACCCGGGAUAAUGCCUAUAAACUACAGUGUGAGUAUCCUGGCCGGAGAUGGCACGGAACUAAAAUGCAUCACAGAGACUUCCACGUGCACAAUGGGUAACUUACAGUGCGGGACGCAAUACGACCUGACAGUCGCUGCAGUUAGCGGCACCUGUGAAGGACCAAGGAGCCUUCCAGAGACGAUGAAUUCCGGUCCUUGUGUUCCUGUUAAUGUCCAAAGCAUUGUAGAGUGUUACUCUAACACAGUGUAUAGCUCAUGGGAUCCAGCUCCUGGUGCACUGUGGUAUAUUUCCGCCCUGACCGGAGUGGGAGGAUACACUUCUUCCUGUUCUACAUCGGAGCAAAGUUGCCAAUUCCCAGGCCUACGGUGUGCUCAUGCAUACAUGCUUAGUGUGGUGGCUCAGAACAACCAGUGCAACAGCUCUGAGAGCACUGAGAUCACUGUGACAACUGCACCCUGUGAACCUGCGAGUGUUGGCGUUUCCUUCGACUGCAUUUCUGGCGUGGCAAAAGUUAUGUGGGAACACAGCUCUGGAUCUCAAUAUUACACAGUCCUGGCGGAGGCCAUUGGGCAUAAUGACACAUGUAAUUCCACCAUGAAUUUUUGUGAGCUGAGCCAGGUGCUGUGUGGGGAAGACUACACUGUUACAGUACUGGCAGAGAAUGGGGUCUGCACCAGUACCAGCCAUGCUCAAACUAAUGUGACAACAGCACCCUGUCCUCCAAGAAUUCAAGCACAUUCACUGGAUUGUGCCACCAACCAAGUGUCGGUGUCCUGGCUUCAAGAUGAAGAUGCCAUAAAGGUGACAGUCAGCGCAACCUCCAGCGUGGGACAUUCUACUUCCUGUGAUUCUACCACCGACCUCAGUUGUACCCUGAGUGGCCUUCUCUGUGGACACACCUACACAUUUCAUGCUGUUGCACAAGGAACUCAGUGUUCAAGCAAUCCCAGCUCUACAUUUGAAAUUGUGUCAGCUCCCUGUACUCCUACAAAUAUGGUCCACACAUACUCCUGUACGACAGGCUUAGCCACCGUAAGCUGGGAUGACACUUUGGGCAGCAACAAUUUCUACGCCAAUGCCUAUUCUCCAAACCACAUGACUUCCUGCAGCUCCACACAGACGGAUUGCUCCCUACCCUCACUGAGCUGUGGUAGCAUGUACAACGUGACUGUCAUGGCAGUGAGCGACCACUGUAACAGCAGCAUGUCAAGCGUAACACAGAUACUGACAGCACCUUGUGCUCCCACGGACGUCCAAGCCGCUCUGCUUUGCGAUGACAACACAGCAGCAGUGAGCUGGCAGCCGAGUAGUGGUGCCACGUGGUACAAUGUGACAGCACACAGCACGAGUGGUGACAUAAAACAGUGCAGCACAAAUGACACACGUUGUCACUUGCCUGGAAUGAACUGUGAUCAUACGUACGACGUCAUUGUCACCCCUUUGUCUGACCUCUGCCAUGGCUUGGGCAGUGACCCUUACACCUAUAUUGCAGGUCCCUGUCCUCCCACCAAUGUGCAGGGGUCUCUGCAGUGCAAUGGGAGUGUGGUCCAUGUGACUUGGAACGCUGCAAGGCGAGCAGACUACUAUGAAGCCACAGCAGUGACCUCUAUGGCUGACCACCACGGCUGUAACUCUAGCGAUACGUACUGCACACUCACAGGCCUAAACUGUGGUGAGACAGCCGUCAUCUCAGUUGUGACUGUUGGCAGAGGAUGCUGGAGCAAACCAAGCCUCCCUUUAUUGUUCCAGUCAGUUAUCUGCCCACCAGCAUCCGUGGCCGGAGUAACAACGUGCGCUAACAAUGACAUAACAGUAAGAUGGGAUCCGAGUCCAGAGAGUGGCGCAACCUACAGAAUCCACGCUGAGGAGGAGGGUGGUGCCAGCGCCAUGUAUUCUGCCACCCAAACGUAUCACGUCAUCAGCGGCCUGCAGUGUGGCCAGUUGUACACGCUAGAAGUUGCGGCCAUUGACACAGAGUGCACCAGUGCGCUCAGCCCGACUGUACAAACGGAAACAGCUCCCUGCCCUCCAGCAAAUCUGACAGUCAACGCUGAGUGUGGCACCAAUUUUGGAGUAAUCACCUGGGCCCCGAGUGCUCAUGCUAUCAACUACACAGCUACCGUGACUGGCACCCAUGGUCAUGUGGUCACCUGCUUCUCUGAAUCAACAAUGUGCUCAGUGAAGCUGGACUGCGGAUAUCAGUACACAGCAACUGUGGUCGCUUCAAGUUCCACUUGUGUUAGCCUCACAGGAGCUGUAGUAACAUUUGAAUCAGCACCUUGCCCUCCCACCCAGCUACAUGUUGACUCAUCCUGCGACUCAAACAACAUCUCGGUGUCAUGGCAGGCCUCACAUGGCUCAGUGACCUACAUGGUCGUAGCAGAGAAUGAACAGGGCCAGCGAUGGAUGUGCAACACCAGUAGCACUUCCUGUUACAUAGCUGGUCUUCAAUGUGGACAGCAGUACCAAGUCUAUGUUGUGGGUCUAGAUGAAAAAUGUAUUGGAGCCAAAAGUGACAUCGAAGAAAUGACAACAGCACCAUGUGUGCCAUGGAAUAUCCAGAAUGACCUUGACUGUCUGUCCGGUGUCCUCAACAUUACCUGGCAGUCAACAGGUUAUGCUCCACACUUCCACGCUUCUGUGGCGAGCAGCAAAGGUGAUGUCAGCAUGUGUAUAACGGACAUGCAUCACUGCAUAGUGCAGGGCAUGCAGUGUGGGCUCACCUACAGUGUGACAGUUGUGAGCCAAGAUGACGCCUGCAACAGUUCCCACAGCCCGAUAGAGCAAGUCACUACAGUGCCCUGCGUGCCACAGAUGGUAACAGCAGAGAUGCUGUGCAGUGACAACAUAGGAGUUGUGUCUUGGGAAGAAGGUGAGGGUGUGUCCUCCUACAUGCUGCAAGCGUUUGGGCCCAGUGGUCAUCAGAUUGAAUGUAACAACACGAAGUCCAGUUGUCAGCUACCCCACAUGCGCUGUGGCCAGCUGUACAACCUUACAGUGACAGCUCUGGAUGGACGCUGCGAUAACAGUCAAAGCUACCUUAACUUGCAGUCCGUACCUUGCAGGCCAACCGAUGUUAAGGCUUCUCUGCAGUGUCACUCAAACUCUGUUGCUGUGACAUGGAAGCUGGCUAGUGGAGCUGUCUCCUACCAUGCAGUGGGGGUCACUUCAGAUGGAACCCACCAGACUGAAUGUAACAACACUAUGACCUAUUGCAAAAUGAGCGAGCUUCAGUGUGGACAGACCUAUAAUGUGAGCGUAUUUGGCCAAGAUGAGUCCUGCUCCAGUGUGGAGAGCGAAACAAUUUUUGUGCAGACAGCUCCUUGUCCACCUCAGGGCGUGAUUGUUGAUGCACUUUGUGAUGAGGGUGCCAUGUCUGUGUCUUGGUCCCACAACCCUGAUGCCCAUUACUUCCAUGUCGUGGCAGCAAGCCACAGUGGAGCGAGACUGUACUGCAACUCGAGUGGUACAGUCUGCACUUUUGAGAAUCUACCAUGUGGAGACAGCUACAACGUUACACUCGUGUCUGUAAGAAAUGACUGCGAGAGCGAGCCCAGUCCUGCUGUCGAGAUACAUUCAGGUCCUUGUGCCCUCACAUCAAUCAACACAGUGACACAAUGCAACAGUGACAGCAUCCUUGUCGAAUGGGAGAUGUCAAACGAGACGCCGUUUUACAUAGUCACCGCUGAGGGCCACGGCCAAUCCAUGAUUUCCUGCAACAGCACUUCUAGUUCUUGUGAACUCCAGGAUGUUCGCUGUGACAUGCAGUACAGCAUCAUUGUAUCAGCUUCCUCUGAUAAGUGCAGCAGCCUGAGAAGUCCACCCACAAGGAUCAAAACAGUUCCCUGCACCCCAAACAAUCUGACUGUGAUGUCCACUUGCGAGGACAAUGGACCUAUGGUGACAUGGGCCCACUCCCCUGUGGCCACAUCAUACCUGAUGACAGCCGUAGGUAAAGAUGGACACACGGAGAACUGCAACACCUCCGUGAAUAAUUGCACCCUCGCUGAUCUACACUGCGGCCAGCCAUACAACUUGAGCGUCACUGCCAGGGGAGAUAACUGCACCAGUGAACCUACCACUGCAUCUUUCACAACAGUCCCUUGUCCACCUUCGACCCUUACAGUGGAUUUUGAAUGUGAGGACAUUGCUGCCAUCCUUACAUGGACCUCUGCUGAAGGUGCUGUGAAGUAUUAUGGGCGUGCCCAGACUAUGGAAGGAGAAAUUCUUUCCUGUGACAGUGCCAAUAAUUCCUGCACUAUCAAAGGACUGCAAUGUGGCGGCAUGUACAAUUUCUCAGUUGAAGCCUCUGACAGCUUCUGUAACAGUUCGUUAAGUGCGCCUGUAGAGAAAGGAGCAGCUCCAUGCGCUCCCACUGCUCUUGAUGUUAGAAUGCAGAAAAUAGACCAAAAUCACUGGCUCAUGAGCUCAUGGGAAACAGUCAACUGUUCAGGUGUCGAGUACUUAGUGGAGAUAUUUGGCCGGAUCCAGGACAACUCCCAAGCCCUGAUGAGUCUCUCUUCUUACUGGCUAUCCGUGCCAUACUUUGAGACCCUGAUGCCUUGCGGCACAACGUACAACCUCACGGUUCGCUCAAGAAACUCAGCUGGAACCAGUAAGCCUUCUCGUGCCUUUACUGGAGUCACAGUGCCAUGUGCUCCAAUGAAUGUACAAUACAGUGGCGGCAGUCAGUCUGCUGUGCUUUCCUGGGAGGCGUCAGUGCUGGCCACAAGCUACAGCGUCUACGAUGUCUCAGGGGAAGGGAGCGUAGUGCUUUGCACCACCGCCGGCCUCUCUUGCCAGUUGACCAACUUCAGUCAUGGUUCCAUUGCAGUGACAGCCAGCAAUGUUGUUGGAGAGAGCCUUCCGAGUAGCAAUUUGACAGGUCCAGUCGGAACUCGCAGGAAAAGACAUUUGUGGGCUUCAAUGAUCCAUGCCAACAUCGACAAAGCUCUGGGAAUCCCAAACAUUCUAAAUGUAGCAUUAAAUGGAGUGUCGAUACAUGUGAGGUGGACACCAGUAAAAGAUGCAACUGAGUAUACACUCAUCAUGGUGGAGGAACAGAGAGAGCAACAUUAUCCACCCCGAGUAAGAAUUGUGGAAGGAAGUUUUUACACUGAGACUGACCUCAAGCCCAGGACCACCUAUUGCAUCAGAAUGGCAGCCAGAACCCCCAUCAGCCAAAGCAGCUACAGCAGGCCAAAGUGCAGAACCACCGGUGCCUCCAAAUGAAACACACCCUCUUAAAUGAACAUCAUGUUUGAUAGAUGUUUUGUUCACAAAUAAAAUUUGGAUCAAACCUGCAGGGAAAACUUUUUUCAAGUGCAC